AUGUUCAUUCAGAAGGCAUUUGUUGCACUUGUUGGGGUGGCUGCGGCGGUCCACGCUCUCCCAAACGGAGCAGACAAAGCAGAGCGUGGUGUUGAGCAGUACGGACCAGUUUUUCGACGCGGCGCAGAAGAAGGCGGCCUCUAUCGGUUCGAAAUUGUGAAGGAGUAUAUUGCCCCUGGAGAUCUGCUUGCUCGCUCCUCUGCGCCAUAUUACCACGGUUCCGACAGUGACCAAAAGAUUACAGACGAGACUAUUGCGUUCUUCAAAGAAAGCGGCAUCACACAUGUGAUUAGCCUUAAUAGUCAAGCCAAUGCCGAGGAUAUGAAGACGGCUCUUGCGACAGCCGGUAUUGCCUACACACCACGACCAGUCGAAGAUUUUCACACCCUCACUCCAGAGGACUUCCAGAAGGGCUGGGAGAGUUUUGUCCAACAUCGCAACGGUACACUGGUCUGGUGCGGCUACGGGCAUGGUCGGACCGGGACUAUGGUUUCCGGCCUGCAGAUGCAAGCGCAGCACGAGAGAGGCGAGUCUCUAGAAUGGACCGCUGGUGACUACGGAAAAAACCACGUCGAAACACCAGAGCAGGAGGCGGCUCUUGAUGCACUGCAGCAGAGGCUCAGAGAUGCACCAGUCUCGGCUGCUCCUGCGCAGCCCUCCGCAAGCAAGCCACUCGGCCCGAAAGAGAUGGAGACUGCGCUUUGCUCAACCUCGGCAGGCCAGAACAAGUACAACAUGGAGGAGGACGAAUGCCGUCGACAAGUUGCGCAAUGUGUAUUCGAGAUAGUGCAAGCCACUAAUUUCGAUCCAGUGAUUGCUUGCAUGGACAAGAAGUUCCUGCCAGCUGCAACCACUGCCGCUGCUCGGCCCAUCUUUACAUAA
Molecule: messenger RNA, 882 nt
Organism: Akanthomyces muscarius
Lineage: Eukaryota; Fungi; Ascomycota; Sordariomycetes; Hypocreales; Cordycipitaceae
Exons: 2
Coding region: 1-882 (293 amino acids)
Source: RefSeq, a predicted model, not a curated record